AUGUUCGCAUGCGGUAGAACCAUUGGCCGACUGCCCACCAGACUCACGCACGCGAAUCGGUUCUAUCAAUCUGUAAAAAUAUAUCGGGUUGUAAAUAUUAGUAACUUACGCUAUAGCAGCGAUGCGAGCAAUAAAAAAUCUCAAAAGCCACGAGGUACCACUAUCAAACCGGAGGAAUGUAUACCUGAAUCUAGAUAUUCCAAGUCACAAAAAGUUGUUCCUCCUUGCGAAACAGGACCUAAUGCAUCUUGUCCAACAAAGCAAGAAUGCAAGUUGAAUGGAGAUCAGAAACAACCAAAUGAUAAAGGCUGAUUUGGGAAAAAUGGAAAAUAUCAAUUUCGCUAUUGGCAUCUACGUGCUUUGCUUGUAACAGGAGUUGCAGCAUACAAGAUAUCCUCAUCAUCUUGGUGGAAAGAUGAAAAAGCAAGUCAAAAAGGCAAAAGUAAACAAAAAAAAGAAGGAAGGAGAUUUAGAGAAAAAGUAAAAGUUCCAGCAGAAUCCAAAUUGAUACCUCAAGAAGUAACUUACUUACUGAUAGGUGGAGGAACAGCUGCAUUUUCAGCAUUUAGAGCAAUUAAAUCUAGAGAUCCCAAAGCUAAGGUAUAUUACGUAAUACAAAAUUAAAUUUUUUUUCUUUCAAUUUAAAUAAAUAAGAAUUUUUGUUCAGGUUUUAGUUUAGCAGAAGAAGAAGACGAAUUUCCAUACAUGAGGCCACCCUUGUCCAAAGAACUUUGGUAUAACACAGAUAAAGAAACAACUGCACAAUUACGUUUUAAUCAAUGGAAUGGAACUCAAAGAAGUAUAUUUUACGAACCACGGGAGUUCUAUUCAAGUGUUACCCAUCUCACGGAAUCUGACAAGGGGGGAGUUGCUGUAGCCAUGGGUUGGAAAGUAACAAAAAUCGAUGCUGUAAAUAAAACUGUGGUUCUCGAAGAUGGUCAGGAAAUAAAAUACAACAAGUGUCUCAUUGCCACUGGUACAUCGCCGAAGAAUCUGCCAAUAUUUGAAUCUGUUGAAGACGAGAUAAAAGACAAGAUUAUAACAUUUAGAACAAAGAAUGAUUUUCUCGAUUUGGAAAAAAGUGUCUCUAAUUCUAAAUGCAAAAAUAUUGUGAAUGGUGGAGGAUUUCUCGGUUCAGAACUCGCUUGCGCGCUUGCUAAAAGUCAUAAAUCGAAAAAUGUUUACCAAAAUUAUAAAGAGAAGUUUAUAAUGGCACAAGUAUUACCAGAAUAUUUAAGUGAAUGGACUACGAAAAAAGCCGCAGAAGGUGUUCAUUCUCUAUCUAAUACACAAGUUGAAGAUUAUAGAUACAAAAAUGGUCGAUUGUCUCUCAUUCUCACUGGUGGUCGGACUAUUGAUGCUGAUCAAGUGAUAGUAGCGAUAGGUGUUCAACCAAAUACAGAUUUGGCAAUAACCUCGCAUUUAGAAACAGAACCUAAGAUAGGAGGAUUCCUUGUUAAUGCUGAAUUAGAAGCGAGAAGCAAUCUUUGGGUUGCUGGUGAUGCAGCAUGUUUCUAUGAUAUCAAACUUGGUAGAAGAAGAGUCGAACAUCAUGAUCAUGCUGUCACUUCUGGAAGAUUAGCUGGCGAAAAUAUGACUGGUGCAGGUAAACCUUAUUUGCACCAAUCGAUGUUUUGGUCAGAUUUAGGACCAGAUGUAGGAUAUGAAGCGAUAGGUAUUGUAGACUCAUCUUUGCCAACUGUUGGAGUCUUUGCGAAAGCGACGGAAGCAAAUGCGAUUAAUGAUUCUAGUGAAAACAAGGAACAAAAGAAAAAUUCAAAGGAAUCACAAUCUAAUGCUCAAUCAAAGUCAUCAGUGACACAAAUCACGAAGAAUGUUGAUAAUAUAAAUCCAGAAGAAGAAGAAAAAGAUAUAUCUGGAGAUAAUAAAUCAGUGCAGGAACCUAAGAACGAAAAUUUUGAGAGUGUUGUUUUCUAUCUACGAGAUGAUGUUGUAGUAGGAAUAGUGCUGUGGAAUAUCUUUAACCGAAUGUCUAUUGCCAGACGAGUUCUUGCAGGAGAUACAAAAUAUGACGAUUUAAAUGAAGUAGCGAAAUUAUUUACGAUUCACGAAGAUUAAUUAUUUGAUUAACAAGAAUGAGUGACAAUAUAGUAGGAGAUUUUAUAAAUGUAAAAGAUGCCCGAAUUCCAGUCUGAGAUAUAUUAUUGGAAAACUUGCAAACUUGGAGAGCUCGCUGAAUUUCGCAGGAUAAAGUUUGCUGUUUUAUAUGUAUCGUUAAUAUACAUACAUAUUUUUCUUUUUUAUUAUUUUUAAGAUACAAGCUAAUAAGAUACAUUAUAUACAAUUAUAAUUCAUCUUCUGAAUUCAGAUUUUUAGUCAUUGCCGGUAAAACUCGAUUUCUAUAUCGUUGCCCCAAAUUAUCCAUGUACGAAAUGUAGUUAUGACAACGAUAUUCGUCGAACAUCUGUGUAUGAAGAUGCAUUUAGUACAAGUUGUUUUAUGAUAUAUUAAAUGUAAAUAAGUCUAUAACUUGAUAUAUUUCAUACACGUACCAUAUUUUCCGGCCCACAUCUUUUUACUCGUAAAAUUCUCCAACAAAGUCUCUUCGCAGUAUUGCAAAAGUGAUAUGCAAUAAUACACCAUAUAAUCGGAAGGGUACAAGAUGCAAAUUGCAAAAAAGUGAACUAUUUCACUCCAUGGAAGAAUUCCCCAGAAACAUUGCGUUAUCAUUCUAUUGGCUAUCAUCCACCAGUUCAGACCACAAACAUCCUUAUCGUUUAAAAAUUAGAAUAUUAUAAUUUUUUUAGAUGAUUAAAUUUGUUAAAUGUGAUAAUAAUUGAAAAUAAUUCAAUCACCUUUAAUCCAUAUUUAAUAUGUGGAAGCUCGAUAUCAACCAUGGUUUCUAAAACUUGCAUAAAAGUGAAUUGCGAACUAGUAUUCUCAUUAUUCUUUUCGUCAAUAACUCUGCCUAAUUUUGGCCAAAGGAGCAAUGUCGAUGGAAAUUGAAUUAAUUGCAUAAUAAAUGUCUUGCACCUGUAAUAUAUAAAUUAUUGUUAGUGUACUAGUCAAGAGAUAUAAGUAAGGGAUUAGACAAUUGAAUGAAAUGGCUCAGUGACAGAAUGUUUAUUUGAUAUAUAAAAGAACCCAGGUUCAAGUCCUUAGAAAUCUUGAUAUUUUCCUUAAAAAUAAAAAUUUAUACUAUUAUCGUAUUAUAUGGUAAUAGGUCGAUGACGAAAAAUAAACAUUCGAGAGUCAAUGACCAUGGAAUCAUUGACUCGGUGAAUAUCAAGUUUUCAAUCUGAGACCUGCCAAUGAUGAUAUAUGACUAGCUUGAGUUAAUCAUGUUGACAGUUUAGAAAGUCUUGUUCGAUCGUCUAUAAUUCUUCGUAAUUAAUAUGUUACAGGAGAUUAUCGAUUGAAUGAAAAUGUGCUACUAGACCAUAUGGGAAAUUAAAAGCUGUCAAAUGAUUAAUUCGCGGUCAUCUGAGGCUUAAAUUUUUUAUUAAUUAUUUUUAAUUUUUAAUUAAUAAUUAUAGUUCAUUAAUAGUUAAUAUUUUUUCUUUGAUGAAAAAUGAAUUAUUAAGUGAAUGUAUUACAUACUUGUCUAAAUCUCCAUCACAAAUAAUAAACACUGUUGCCAAGAACCAGUCGAAACCUUCGAAUCUGUUCGGUUUAUUGUACUGUAUAAAUAUGUAAGCAGAAUGAAUGAAUUGUUUUAAAUUUUUCUGAUUAUCGUCAGUAUUUUUUAAAAUCUGCCGUUGUUCAGCAUAAUUCAAAGCAAGAUUAAUCGCGUGUGUAUCUUCCGGAAGCCAAUAGUCUGCAUCAUAUGUUAUAUUUUCUUGCCAUUCAAACUGUUCUACCCAUUCCGCAGUUGGGAUAGCUUUGUGCAUUUGGUUCAAUAAAUUCGUCAUUGCUGAA
Nylanderia fulva is the source of this 3879-nucleotide messenger RNA. The record is from RefSeq and is a predicted model, not a curated record. NCBI's taxonomy places the organism in Eukaryota, Metazoa, Arthropoda, Insecta, Hymenoptera, Formicidae.